Capsella rubella is the source of this 1563-nucleotide messenger RNA. Its product is annotated as AAA-ATPase At2g18193. The transcript has a single exon. The coding region runs from base 1 to 1563 and encodes 520 amino acids. Lineage: Eukaryota; Viridiplantae; Streptophyta; Magnoliopsida; Brassicales; Brassicaceae. Gene Ontology annotation, molecular function: ATP binding; ATP hydrolysis activity. The record is from RefSeq and is a predicted model, not a curated record.
AUGUAUCAAUCAUCUGAUUUCUCUUUCUCACCGUCGUCGCUGUUCUCAGCGUACGCAUCUUUAACCGGGUUCUUGAUGCUCUUUAGAUCAAUUCUCCAAGAUUUCAUACCGGUGAAGCUUCGAUCUUACUUCUCCCACUUACUCGACGGGUUCUUUACCCCGAAAUCGAAGAAUAUAACCGUGGUUAUUGACGAGAACUUCAGACUGAAGAGGAACCAAGUCUUUGACGCGGCGGAGAUGUAUCUCCGGAACAGAAUUGGACCUGAUACAGAACGUUUACGAGUCGGUAAGACCCCUAAACAGAAGCAUUUCACAAUCACGAUCGAAAAAGGCGAAGCGAUCAUCGAUAGUUUCGAGGAUUCUGAGGUGAGAUGGAGCUACUGUCAAUCGGAGAACGAGAAAGGAGAUAAAGUGAAACGUUACUACGAGCUCACGUUCGAGAAGAAGCUUAGAGAAAAAGUCAUGGACUCUUAUUUAAGCCAUGUUGUAGCCGAAUCAGAAGGGAUUAAGCAUAGUCUAAGAGCGGUGAAGCUUUAUAGCCGAGAUGUACACGCGAGGGACGAUGAUGAUGGAAUGGUUGAUAGGAAUUAUUGGGGAUGCAUCAAUCUCGAACAUCCAUCGACGUUUGAUACAUUGGCGAUGGAUCCGAAUGCGAAGAAGAAGAUCAUUGAUGAUUUGGAGAGGUUCUUGAAGAGAAAAGAGUUUUACAAGAGAGUUGGUAAAGCUUGGAAACGAGGUUACUUGUUGUAUGGACCUCCAGGAACUGGCAAAACAAGUUUGAUUGCUGCAAUGGCUAAUUAUCUUAAGUUUGACGUGUUUGAUCUUGAGCUUAGUACUAUUUACGACAAUGGUGAGUUGAAGAGGGUUUUGUUAUCGACGACGAAUCGUUCGAUUUUGGUUAUUGAGGAUAUAGACUGUAAUGCUGAGGUGAGAGACAGGGGAGCUGAUCAUGAGAGUCAAGAAGAUGAUUAUGAGUAUCAAGAAGUUAAAAAUAGGAAUGGAAAGGUUACUCUAUCGGGAAUUCUGAAUUUCAUUGACGGGCUAUGGUCGAGUUUCGGAGACGAGAGGAUCAUCGUGUUCACGACGAAUCACAAAGAACGGCUAGACCCUGCUUUGCUACGUCCUGGAAGAAUGGAUGUUCAUAUCAAUAUGUCUUAUUGUACAGGUCUAGGAUUUAGGACAUUGGUCUCUAACUACCUCGGUUUAGAUGGCGUAAACCAUCCUCUUUGCGAGGAAAUCGAGGCGCUGAUCGAUUCUACGGAGGUGACUCCUGCUGAGUUAGCGGAAGAGCUGAUGCAAGAUGAUGAUACUGAUGUGGUUCUUCGAGGAGUGGUUAGCUUUGUUGAGAAGAGGAAGGUUGAGAGAAGUGAUACUAGUAAGGAGGUUUCUAUUUGUAAAGUAACUGAUGAUGAUGAUGACGAAAAACAGAUUGGUUCUUUGGAUUAUGUAAAGAAGAAGAAGAGGAAAAGUGGUAAACAAAAAGCAAAACCGAAAGGCCAAGACCAGUAUUCUAAAAUGGUUUACGCGGAUGGGUUAACAGAAUCUAGAAAGUCUUUUAAUUAA